This is a messenger RNA of Paralichthys olivaceus (Japanese flounder), 1900 nucleotides long. RefSeq names its product olfactomedin-like 3a (gene olfml3a). The record is from RefSeq and is a predicted model, not a curated record. Gene Ontology annotation, biological process: signal transduction. Lineage: Eukaryota; Metazoa; Chordata; Actinopteri; Pleuronectiformes; Paralichthyidae.
CCGUCGCACCUCUUUGCACGUGUCGUUGCACUUUCCACUGGUGUCGUUAGGUCAUUGUGAAACUCCUGCAGAGGGAAAAACCUCCAGAAUCUGGACCCACAGAGAAACUGAGCUGUCGUGUUUAUCGGCUCAAAAUGAAGCCGGUGUUGGUGCUGCUUGUUUCCACGGCCUGGACGUUGACAGCAGCUCAGUAUUACUACCAGGGGCUGAUGGAUUAUCUGGAGAACAGGUUGUUGGCGAUUGAGGACCGCAUGCAGUUCUGGCACGACCAGUCCCAUCGGUACCACACAGAGCUGCAGGAUUUCAAAAAGUUAACUGCCGAGACCGCGGACGGGCUGAGGAACGAGUACGGCUCGAUGUUCAAAGACCUGGAAGGAGCCGCGGUCCGAGUGGACCGGGUGGAGCGGGAGAUGGACUACGUGGAAAUACAGACUUCGCCUCGGGCCUGUGCCAAUAAGGCAGACAAGGUGGUGGAGCAGGGGGUCUGGGGGCUGGAGGAGAGCAGAGGAGAGGAGGAGGACGACUGGGAGGAGCUGCACUCCAGAGUCUCUGACUGUGUAGAAAUCAUCUCUGGCAUCAGAUCAGUGAAGAUCCUGAAGAGAGCGGGCGGUCCCAAGGGGAUGUGGAGCAGAGACCCCAGGUCCUCCAGGGUGUACGUCUUUAACGGCACAUCCGGAGACGUCAUCUACCAGUUCAACUCUGUUCAGGACUUCUCCCGUUCUCCAGGAGUCGCCGGCGGCACACAGAUCCGGCUGCCCUUUGCUUGGAGCGGCGCUGGCAGUGCUGUUUAUGACGGAUAUUUGUACUACGUACAACAGGAGGCUGACACAGACCUGCAGGUUGUCAAAUAUGACCUGAUGAGCGGCGUGGUGACGGAUAUCGCCAUGUUCCCCGUGGACAGCCGGGCUAGUGUUUACAGCCUCAACCCUGAGACCGUUGCGGACCUCGCAGCAGAUGACGAGGGCCUCUGGCUCCUGUUCGCCACGAGCGACAGCGAGCCGAACAUCAACCUUGCAAAGAUGGACCCUGCCACGCUCGAUAUAGAACAAAUCUGGGACACCCGGUGCCCAAGGGAGAACGCAGAGGCAGCUUUUGUGGUUUGUGGGACUGUCUAUGUUGUUUACAACACCCGCCUGGUCAGUCGCUCAAGGAUCCAGUGUGUUUUUGAUGUCAACGACAUCGUGAUCAGCGAGGAGGCUCCCUUGCUCUACUUCCCCAGGAGGUACGGAGCCCACGCUAGUCUGAAAUACAACCCAGAGGAGAAACAGCUCUACGGUUGGGACGAUGGCUAUCAAAUCAUUUACAGAGUGACCAUGAAGAGGAAGCUCCUGGUGUGACGGCGGGGAAGUGGUGUCAUGUUUUCAAAGGGAAGGAUAAAAGAAUAGUAAAUGUGUUCACGCUAUCACUCCCGUGAUGCCGUAACUUUCACUGAGUUAUGGGAGUUCCACUGUUACUGAACAUGCAAUAGUCAAAGAUAUGCCGGUCAAACCCUUGAGAGAAAACUUUUUUUUAUAUUUCUGGAAAAAACUAAGUUUGAUUAAGUUUUUCCGCCUUGUUUCCAGACUCUGUGCUAAGCUAAGUUAGCCAGCUGCAGUCAGUGGCUUUAUAUUUCAGUCUUCUCAUCGAGCACUUCAAGUUAGCAAUGUGACGGUACCGGUCGUUUCUAUUCUGCUUUGAGUUUCUGCUCUAAACAACUCGCCGUGACGUCACCCGCUGGUUUGAGAACCAGAGUUUCUCAUCUUGUCCAGCUCCAUUUCGCUUUUCUUCAGAAGUAACCAUAUGUGGAGAAAGCGAGGGGUGGAGCCUGACGGACUUGGUAUCCAUGUAACCAAAGCAUAUUCGACUCUGACUGGACCAUAACUUACCAAAUGAACUUCAUGCUGUAAUUGAGACUUGAAAC